This is a messenger RNA of Actinia tenebrosa (Australian red waratah sea anemone), 3333 nucleotides long. Its product is annotated as neural cell adhesion molecule 2-like. Gene Ontology annotation, cellular component: plasma membrane. Gene Ontology annotation, molecular function: protein binding. The record is from RefSeq and is a predicted model, not a curated record. Lineage: Eukaryota; Metazoa; Cnidaria; Anthozoa; Actiniaria; Actiniidae. Gene Ontology annotation, biological process: homophilic cell-cell adhesion.
UCUGGCACGAAGUUUGACAAGACCACGUAAAAAAAAAGAAAAGCAGAGCGGAUCCGUAGUUUUAAUGCCAUCAUUAGUCACGCAGCCGAAGCAAUUAUUGUCGAGUGACAAACAAAUUAUAUUCAACGGGUAAAAAGGUUAACUUUGUUGACAUUAAUUUGCGAAUAGAUGAGUACGCGAAAGAGGUAGCAUCAGGUGGUAUAUAUCAAAAGUACUCCUGAUCUCGAUUCAUGUCUAUAUAACAAGAUCUAUUCAGAUUACUUCUUCACUUACACCCCUUAUAUUUGUAUUUCCUGAUGUUUUGUGGAUUCUUCUUGUGUUUGUUGGGCAUCACUGUUGGAAUACUUCCGCUUAUUGAUGGAGCUGUGAGAUUUACUCAAUUUCCACCACCUAUCUUGUAUGUGUCUAGUGGUAGAACUGCAAAGUUUGUCUGGGAUUACCAUGUCGAUGACCGAAAAAAUGAGCUUUUUACAUCGUCACCAGAAUGGUAUUACAAUAAUAGCAUUAACGAAAGUAAAAUUGCUGCUGAAAACUAUGGCUUUGUAAAUGGAAGAUUUCAAUGGAUAUGGUCUGUAUCACCAUCAUGUCCAGGAAAGCUGAGACCUCGACUCAGCAAGGAAUCUGUUGCUACUCUGGUCAUCUCAAAUGUGAAUACACUCGAUAAUGGGAACUAUUCUUGCGAACUGGUUUUAAAUAAGGGUCAGAGCCCAAGAAGCGAAACAGAGCUAAUAGUAACAGUGCGCCCAAAAUUCAGCAUCAAUCCACCAUCCUCCGUAGUUAUAUCCGAAACAUCGAAUCUAGGUGUAUCUUGUGCAGCAACGGGACAACCAACGCCUAACAUAGCUUGGGUAACAUUACGGGAUAGGGCAAUCAUAAGCCGAGGAGUAGGAAGUGCCACAUUGAGCAUACCGACAAUUAGAAGGGAUCAGAAUGGAACUUAUGAAUGUCAAGCUACCAACAACCCAAAUGAGCGUCCACUUUCUGCGCGGACUAAUGUUGAUGUUCAGUAUGCCCCAUCCAUCACUACCAGACCAAAGGACAUUGUUGUUACUAAAGGUGAUCAAAUCGUUCUGACUUGUCGUGCAAGCGGGAACCCUUCACCUUCGAUUUCCUGGUCAAAAGAGAGCGGAACCAUAAGACCAGGACAUACAGCUUCUGGUAAUACUCUAGUAAUCCCUGAUUCUGUCAAGACUGAUGCUGGCAAGUACAUCUGUAAGGCCAGUAAUGUUUACGAAAUGGCAACUCACACAGCAGUGGCUUCGGGAUAUGUUACUGUAAAAUAUCAACCAACAAUUUUGUCAAAGUCCCAAAACCAGAUCAUCAACGAGACAGACCUUCUUCGUCUGACAUGUAAAGCAGAUGGAUACCCAGCACCAAACAUCACGUGGACCAAGUCCUCAGGAUCUAUUACAUCUUCCGUCAGUCUUAUAGGCAACGAGUACCAUAUUCAGUCAGCAAAGAGAUCAGAUACAGGGACAUACACGUGUACAGCUAGUAACGGCAUAGGAAGAGAAGCAAUGGCCAGUAUACAAGUUACUGUGCAAUACAAAGCAGAAAUUGAUGUUUCGAAAUCUACGAAAGCAUUAGAUUCAUGGAACGGCAAACAGAUACGUUUGCGCUGUUCAUUCAUUGGUAAUCCUGUUGCUCGUGUCACGUGGUAUAAACCAUCAGGUUCAAAAAUAUCUAAACAAGAUGAUAGAACAAAUAGCAAUGAAGGAGGUACAUUUUCAAGUGAGUUGAACAUAACAACCAACGCUCCAGAAGAUUAUGGAAAAUACAGAUGUUUUGUUACUAAUGUAGUUGGUAGCGAAGAACAUUACAUAAUGGUCAAGCAGCUAUUUACUCCAUUUGAGCCAGCGCAGCCACACUCCAUUAGUGAUUCCAAAGGCACACAAAUCACCAUAUUCUGGUGUGUUCCUGAUGUUAAAGGUGGAACCCCUGUCAUUGACUACAAAGUGGAGAUCAAUACUGRCCCACCGAGGGAGUUUAUCAGUAAAAAUACAUUUGCUGAAGUAAAAGACCUGCAGGAGAAUACACAAUAUACCGUAAAAAUAUAUGCAAGGAAUAGAGCUGGUUAUGGAGAUCCAGUUAAUAGUGUAAUCGUGACACAAAAUCCUGAAAACCAUACUACGUUUAUCGUCGCGUCGUUGGUGACGAUUUUGGUGAUAUCCUUGGUGGCUAACGCACUGUUUAUAAUCACCUUAAUCAAAACGCAAAGUAAGUUGAAUAAUAUGUGUAUUAUUUCAUUGGGCUCUGAUGCUGUGUCCAGUCAUUGUUGUUUUGUGAUCAGUCCCAAUAGCAUAGAAUAAAGAAAUGAAGAGAACGAAUUAAGAAGGAAUGGGCCAAAAAUAAACCAAUCAUAUGGUUAAAAUAUAUAUAAGAAAYAUGAAUAUUAUAAAAGGAUAGAAAGAAAAAAAAGAAGAUAGGGAUCGAGGGAGGAAGGGAAAGAAAAACAAACCAACAAAUGAAUGGAUCAAAGUUUGCAAAGAAAUUAAACGGAAGCCAAGAGGAAGAGAAGAUAGGGGAAAAUGUUCCGCAUGCUACAUGAAAAUCUUACACAAUAAAGGUCAUAAAAGUCAAGAUGAAAUAUUAAAUUGACUAUUCCUUUGCAGGAGCAGAAARCAAAUGCAAACUUACUAGGCGCUCCAGGAAUACAUCAUACGAGAAUAAGACWAAUGUAGAAUUGGAAAGCAUCCCAGACAAAGAGACGUUCUGUUCAAAUGAUGCCAACGUCAGCCCCGGCAUACAAMGCGAUGCAUCUUGUGAAGCCGUGGUAGACAAUGCUUCUCAUUACCAAUCCCUCAGUUCUGCAACUCGACGUACCGUUGAUGAGGCGCGGCCUCCACAGCUUUAUGAGCCAUUAAUUGCAGAUUCUAAGAAACCUCGGCAAAGCGAAUAUGCGUCAGUUCAGAUUAAUAGCCGUUCGAAUCCCAAGGGUGUGGUAGAAGAAGAAAACCCUAAAGAACAAACCACCGUUGCAUAAAAAACGACUGCUCAAAUUAAUAGUAGAUAAUGAAGUAAAAUUGUGCAAAAGCAUUGUUAUUUUAAUGAAAAUGGUCAGCAAACAUUAGCUACAUGUUUUUGACUAACUUGAAAGGUAAAUGAACUGACUAUAAAAAUGAAAUAUUAUUUUUCUCGGCAAAAAUUAUUGUUGUCGAGUCAGUUCUAUUUUAAAUACUAAUUGUAUAUUAGAGCCGAGUAAUGCAUGGAAAACUAAUUAAAUGAUUGAAAAUGACGGGCAAUUUUUGCUGCCAAUUACCGUAGAUAGGUAAUAAGAUUUAUGGGAUGUGUUUAUCUGUUAUAAAUCAAUUAUUAAACCUGAUUUUACCUGUG